Messenger RNA from Colletotrichum karsti, 1713 nucleotides. RefSeq names its product multicopper oxidase. The transcript has 4 exons. The record is from RefSeq and is a predicted model, not a curated record. Lineage: Eukaryota; Fungi; Ascomycota; Sordariomycetes; Glomerellales; Glomerellaceae. The coding region runs from base 1 to 1713 and encodes 570 amino acids. Gene Ontology annotation, molecular function: ferroxidase activity; copper ion binding. Gene Ontology annotation, cellular component: high-affinity iron permease complex. Gene Ontology annotation, biological process: cellular response to iron ion starvation; reductive iron assimilation.
AUGGUUCGCUCUCUGCUCACAUUGGCAUUUGCCAACCUUGCCUUAGCUGCAACUGUCACCUACAACUGGGAGGCCACGUGGGUCAACACCAACGCUGGAAAGAACGUCACGAGACCAGUCAUUGGUAUCAACGGACAAUGGCCCUGCCCGAAGAUCGAGGCCAAUGUCGGCGAUACCAUCAUCGUCCACCUCACCAACAAGCUUGGUAACCAGACGACUGGUAUUCACUUCCACGGCAUCAACCAGAUCAGCACCAACUGGAUGGAUGGCCCCAGCAUGGUCACCCAAUGCCCAUUGCCCCCCGACUCGUCCAUGACGUACUCCUUCACUGCUGAUGAGGGUGGCACUUACUGGUGGCAUUCCCACAACAUGGGCCAGUACCCCGAUGGAAUGCGCGGCGCCUUGAUCAUCCACGACCCCAAAGAUCCGUAUGCUGGAAAGUACGACGAGGAGUACCUCUUGACGGUAUCUGACUGGUACUUCGACCAGAGCAUUCCCCUCGUGCAGAAGAUGCUUCAGCCAAGCAAUGUACACUUCCAGCCUCCUGUCCCUAAUGGAAUUGUCGUCAACGAUGGUGCCUCUGCCAACUACAAGUUCGAGAAGGGCAAGACAUACCGCUUCCGUGUCAUCAACUUCUCCGCCUUCGCCUCAUUCAUGUUGCACUUCGACUCCCACGACAUGAACCUCAUCAUGAUGGAUUCGGCAUACAUCAAGGAGAAGCUCACCUACCAGAUCCGCAUAACCCCUGCUCAGCGCUACGAUAUUCUGAUCAAGUGCGGCGACCGGGAUAACAGGAACUACGGCUUCCUCAUGUCCGCCGACGUCAACCGUGACUGGACCAACAAGGACCUCGGUAUCCAAUGGCCCUUCAACGCCACAGGCCAACUGGUCAUGAACCAGAACCAGCAAUUCGGCAAAGAUUCAGUCGCGGAGUGGAAGCCUUCUGAUGAUUCCGUCUACGAGCCCUACAACGACGAGGCCAUUCUCCCCCCCUCCACCAAGACCAUCCAGUUCGACUGGAAGUUCUGCACCGACGCCAACGGUAUCCCUCGUGCCUGCGUCAACGGUUCCCCGUACGUCGACCAGAAGGUGCCUACUCUGUACACCGUUGCCUCUGCCGGCGAGAACAACAACAACACUGCGGUGUACGGCGCUGUCCACCCCUUCAUCGUCAGCUACGGCGAGAUUGUCGACAUCGUUGUCAACAACAAGGAUGACGCCGCCCACCCCUUCCACCUCCACGGACAUCACUUCCAGGUCCUCAAGCGCCCGGCCUCCGGCACUGGCGACUGGCCCGGCGCUGACCGCGCUCGCCUGAACCAGAAGCCUCCUCGUCGUGAUACCGUCACCGUCAUGGGUAACUCGUAUGCUGUGCUGCGUUUCGAGGCGACCAACCCCGGUGUCUACCUUUUCCACUGCCACAUCGAGUGGCACGUCGAGAUGGGUCUGACCGCCACCAUCAUUGAGGCUCCCGAGAUGCUCCGCAACCUCACCGUUCCUCAGGACCACCGUGACGCCUGUGCCAAGCAGAACAUCCCCAUCGAGGGCAACGCUGCCGGCAACAUGAAGGACCUCCUCGACCAGACUGGCUUCAACAACGCUCCUCCCGUCCAGUACAUUGGUUCCACCUACGUCCCCGCUUCCGGCGCCCCUGCCGGUGCCCCGGGUAAGGUCCGCCGCUCCCGCGCCGUCCGCCAGACCCUCCACGCCUAA